AUGGAUUCCGAUGACGAAAGCUUCGAGGAGCACGAUUCGGGCAACGUGUCCAGCGGAGAUGACGACUUUGCGAUGGACGUGGACAUCAACAAUCCGCGGGACCGUGGCCAAGAGACGGACGAGUACCCGUACGAUGUACUUACGACCGACGAAAUCGUACAGCAUAUGGUCGACUGCAUCAAGGACGUGAACAGUGUCGUGGAGAUCCCUGCCACCAUCACACGUAUUCUGUUAAACUAUUUCAAAUGGGACAAGGAAAAGCUGAUGGAACGGUUCUACGACGGUGAUCAAGAUAAGCUAUUUAAGGAUGCGCACGUUAUCAAUCCGUUUCGGAAGCCAAGUUUAGUACUCAAGCCAAAGAUCAAAAAGUCCAGAACGGAGGAUUGUGAAAUAUGCUACUCGACGUUUCCUCCCAGUAUGAUGACCGGUUUGGAAUGCGGACACCGUUUCUGUACGCAAUGCUGGCAAGAGUACCUGACCACAAAGAUCGUCGAGGAGGGGCUCGGUCAGUCGAUAGCGUGUGCGGCUCAUGGAUGUGAUAUACUGGUCGAUGAUGUAACGGUGAUGCGAUUGGUGCAGGAUUCGCGAGUCAGACUCAAAUACCAGCACCUUAUCACCAAUAGUUUUGUCGAGUGUAAUCGGUUGUUACGGUGGUGUCCAUCGGCCGACUGCACGUAUGCGAUUAAGGUGCAGUACGUCGAUCCGCGACCGGUUGUCUGCAAGUGCAACCACGUGUUCUGCUUCGAGUGUGGUGAAAAUUGGCACGAUCCGGUACAGUGCCGGUUGCUGAAGAAAUGGAUCAAAAAGUGUGAUGAUGAUUCAGAAACUUCCAACUGGAUUGCCGCCAACACGAAGGAGUGUCCGAAGUGUAAUGUAACAAUAGAGAAGGAUGGUGGCUGUAACCAUAUGGUGUGCAAAAAUCAAAACUGUAAACAUGACUUCUGCUGGGUAUGUCUCGGAUCUUGGGAACCGCAUGGUUCUUCCUGGUACAACUGCAACCGAUACGACGAGGACGAAGCGCGUGCGGCACGUGAUGCUCAGGAAAGGUUGCGUUCAACGUUGGCAAGAUAUCUACAUUACUACAAUCGCUACAUUAACCACAUGCAGUCGCUUAAAUUUGAACACAAGCUGUAUGCAGCUGUAAAGGAAAAGAUGGAAGAAAUGCAGCAGCAUAACAUGUCUUGGAUUGAGGUCCAAUUUCUGAAGAAAGCUGUCGAUAUUCUCUGCCAGUGUCGUCAGACACUCAUGUGCACUUACGUGUUUGCCUACUACCUUAAAAAGAAUAAUCAGUCACAGAUCUUUGAGGAGAAUCAAAAAGAUUUGGAAACGGCCACAGAAACGCUAUCCGAGUACUUGGAGCGUGAUAUCACGUCGGAAAAUUUGGCGGACAUUAAACAGAAAGUACAGGAUAAAUACAGAUACUGCGAAAAGCGCCGGAAAGCGUUGCUGGAUCACGUACACGAAGGCUAUGAGAAGGAUUGGUGGGAAUACACCAACUGA
Messenger RNA from Anopheles marshallii, 1500 nucleotides. RefSeq names its product E3 ubiquitin-protein ligase ariadne-1 (gene ari-1). Gene Ontology annotation, biological process: protein polyubiquitination; ubiquitin-dependent protein catabolic process; positive regulation of proteasomal ubiquitin-dependent protein catabolic process. The coding region runs from base 1 to 1500 and encodes 499 amino acids. The transcript has 9 exons. Gene Ontology annotation, molecular function: zinc ion binding; ubiquitin protein ligase activity; ubiquitin conjugating enzyme binding. The record is from RefSeq and is a predicted model, not a curated record. Gene Ontology annotation, cellular component: nucleus; ubiquitin ligase complex; cytoplasm. NCBI's taxonomy places the organism in Eukaryota, Metazoa, Arthropoda, Insecta, Diptera, Culicidae.